This is a messenger RNA of Neoarthrinium moseri, 1398 nucleotides long. RefSeq lists its product as uncharacterized. The transcript has 4 exons. Gene Ontology annotation, molecular function: ATP binding; proteasome-activating activity; ATP hydrolysis activity. NCBI's taxonomy places the organism in Eukaryota, Fungi, Ascomycota, Sordariomycetes, Amphisphaeriales, Apiosporaceae. The record is from RefSeq and is a predicted model, not a curated record. Gene Ontology annotation, cellular component: proteasome regulatory particle, base subcomplex. The coding region runs from base 1 to 1398 and encodes 465 amino acids. Gene Ontology annotation, biological process: proteasome-mediated ubiquitin-dependent protein catabolic process.
AUGUCAAGCUCCCAGAACCUCGAGGGCGUCACGCAUCGUGAGCCCGACGACAAGAAGAAGCAGGGCGGCGACGGAGGCGAUGGCGACAAGGACCAGGGCAAGAAGCAGAACAACGACGGCGAUGCAGAGAUGGAUGACGCCGAGCCCGAGGAGGACAUCCUGGACGAGGAGGUCCUCAGCCUCAGCACCCAGGACCUGCAGACGCGGAAACGCCUGCUGGAGAACGAUGCCCGCAUCAUGAAGAGCGAGUACCAGCGCUUAUCGCACGAGAAGGCCACCAUGGGCGAGAAGAUCAAGGAGAACAUGGAGAAGAUCGCCAACAACAGACAAUUACCCUACCUCGUCGGCAACGUCGUCGAGCUGCUCGAUCUCGACCCCACAGCCGAGUCCUCAGAAGAAGGCGCCAACAUCGACCUCGAUGCCACGAGAGUGGGCAAGUCGGCCGUCAUCAAGACCUCGACGAGGCAGACCAUCUUCCUGCCGCUCAUCGGUCUGGUCGACCCCGAGAAGCUGAAGCCCGGCGACCUCAUCGGUGUCAACAAGGACUCCUACCUCAUUCUCGACACAUUGCCCGCCGAAUACGACAGCAGGGUCAAGGCCAUGGAGGUCGACGAGAAGCCGACCGAGAAGUACAGCGAUGUCGGUGGCUUGGACAAACAAAUAGAGGAGCUGGUCGAGGCCAUCGUAUGGCCCAUGAAGGAGGCCGAGCGCUUCAAGAAGAUCGGCAUCAAGGCGCCGAAGGGUGCGCUCAUGUACGGCCCUCCCGGAACCGGCAAGACCCUCCUCGCCCGAGCCUGUGCCGCGCAGACCGAUGCCACUUUCCUCAAGCUCGCCGGUCCCCAACUGGUGCAGAUGUUCAUUGGUGAUGGUGCCAAGCUCGUCCGUGACUGCUUCGCCCUGGCCAAGGAGAAGGCCCCCGCCAUCAUCUUCAUCGACGAGUUGGAUGCCGUCGGUACCAAGCGGUUCGACAGUGAGAAGAGCGGUGAUCGUGAGGUGCAAAGAACCAUGUUGGAGCUGCUGAACCAGCUCGACGGUUUCGCUUCCGACGACCGCAUCAAGGUCCUGGCCGCCACCAACCGAGUCGAUGUCCUGGAUCCCGCCCUGCUGCGGUCCGGGCGUCUGGACAGGAAGAUCGAGUUCCCUCUGCCGAACGAGGAGGCGCGUGCCCAGAUCCUGAAGAUCCACUCGCGCAAGAUGAAGGUGUCCGAUGGCGUGAACUGGAGCGAGCUGGCGCGCAGUACCGACGAGUUCGGUGGUGCCAUGUUGAAGGCGGUGUGUGUUGAGGCCGGUAUGAUUGCUCUGCGGUCGGGGAAGAACAAGAUUGGCCACGAGCACUACGUGGAUGCUAUCACGGAGGUGCAGGCCAAGAAGAAGGAGACGGUCAACUUCUAUGCAUAG